Arachis stenosperma is the source of this 3331-nucleotide messenger RNA. RefSeq lists its product as uncharacterized. The record is from RefSeq and is a predicted model, not a curated record. Bases 20 to 1342 code for a protein of 440 amino acids. The transcript has 6 exons. Lineage: Eukaryota; Viridiplantae; Streptophyta; Magnoliopsida; Fabales; Fabaceae.
GAAGUCCGAUGGGGAUGCGAUGAGAAUGGCUAGGUCACUGGUGUCAAAUUCCUGCAAACAUUGCGAGGUAUAUGUUGUCGAUGGAACCAGAGAAAGGAAUGGGAUUGAGAUCACUUCAACUGAUGCUGAUUAUGUGCCAGAGGAAGGUGAGGACAGUGCUGAUGAUGAUGGGUUGCUAGAGGUUGAAGUGGAUGCUGAGUCAGAGCCUUCUACUGAAGAAGAGGUAUUUGAUGAUAGUGCUGAUGAUGGUGACCAUCAUGAUCAGUUUGGGUUUGAGGUGGAGGAUAAUGAUCCACCAUCAAAUGCAUUUGGGGGAUUUACUGGCCCACUAAAUGAUGAGAGAACUGCAGCAGCUGGAACAGCUGAAGGUGAUGAAGGUUUAAGAGAGGGUGAUGAGCAAGUUGGGGGCUUAUCUGAUGGAUAUGAGACUGAUGACAUAGAUAGUUAUGAGGGGGACUCUGAUGAUAUGAUAAAAAAGAGGAGGUUCCCUAAGUACAAUGAGGCAGAGAUAAACAGAGAGUAUGAAUUUCAGGUGGGGCUGGAAUUUAAAUCACUUAGUCAAUUCAAAGAGGCUGUUAAGGAGCAUGCCCUAUUGAAUGGUAGGGACAUUAGGUUUCGAAAAAAUGAUAAGGUGAGGUGUAGAGUUGUUUGCAAAGGAAGAAAGGGAAAGUGCAAGUGGGUUUGUUUUGCGAGUAAGGUGGGGGGUUCUGACUGUUUCCGAAUCAAGACGUUGAAUGGAAAGCAUACAUGUGGAAGGAACCAUAGCGGAAGACUUGCAUCAAGUAGUUGGAUCUCAAAGAAGAUUGCCAACAACAUCAGUAGAGGGGAAGAGAUGAAGCUUGCGACAGUUAUUCAGACUAUACAAGACAAAUACAUGGCCAAUAUCAGUGUUGGUAAGGCUUACUGGGCAAGGAGGAAGGCAAGAGAAGAGGUACAUGGGCGGGCAAUCCAACAGUAUGCUAAACUAAGGGAUUACUGUGCAGAAAUACUUAGGGCAAAUCCAGGAUCUAGUCUGACCAUAUUGGUUGAUAGGCCUUCUCUUAUGCACCAGCCCCGAUUUAUGAGAAUGUACAUGUGCCUUGAUGCAGUCAAGAAAGGCUUCUUGGCAGGGUGUAGACCUAUUAUUGGCGUGGAUGGAUGUCACUUGAAGGGCGACCAUGGACAGCAGCUGCUAGUUGCUGUUGGCAGAGAUCCAAAUGACAAUUACUUUCCCAUUGCCGUAGCUGCAGUAGAGGCAGAGACUAAGAAUAGUUGGGGGUGGUUCUUAGAGAUGCUGUUAAAUGACAUUGGAGAAUCAAGAAAAUGGGUUUUUAUGAGUGACCAACAAAAGGUCUGCAUAUAAAAUCUAUGGGUAAUGACACCACUGUAACGUCGUCAUCCCUCUAGACAUCGCUGCUUCUGAAUCCCCUGUCACUGGUUUUCUGCUUCUAAAUUUCCUGUCACUGGUUCUCUGCCUCCUCAUUGUGGCUCAACCUCUCGUUAGCUUGGUCUGAUCAUUGGCAAAGCCUAAUCUAAAUAAGUUUGUAUCCCUUGGAAGGCCAGCGUGGAAGGAAGCUUGUGCUACUCUUCAAAAGCUUUUUUCAGGUACAAGUUGCAACCUCAAUUUGUUCUUUUCUUUUACAAGUAGGACAAGAUGAUUUGUGUGGUACAAUAUUGAAGGAAUCUAGGUAGGAAAGAAAGAAAGAAAUAAAAAUAAAAGGAAAAGAAUAAAAUAGAGAAAAAACGUCAUUUUUUAGUUGAGCAAACAAACGUUCUAAUGCCUUAAACGUUACACUGGCUUAUACUUCCAUUAACACUUUCACUGGUUUUGUUGGAUGGAAAUCUUCUUCUUUGUUUCCAGAUUCUAAUGCCUUAAACGCUACACUUUCACUCCCUUUCAACCCAAAACCGCACUUCUCCGUCACUUGCUCUGCCUCUUCUUCCGAUACCACAGUUUUUUCUUUCUUCUCAUUAUGCUCUUCAUUUUGUUCAAUUUAGUUUCUUUUUCUUUUUUAUUUUUCUUUCAGUUCAUUUAUUUUUCGAAGUGGUAAUGUAGCUACUUUAUCUAUGUGAUAAUAAAGGUGACGUUGCUGGUUCCUAAUAGCAUUCAGUUUUAAAAAAUUUGUUGCUUUAGAUAGUGGUGCAAAUUGUUAUAGGGUUCUAGGAGAGGGUAAUUCAGAUAUUUUUGAGUCUUUGAGAUGAAUCAAUUAAUGGAGAUUGUUGAAUUUGAUUGAUUGAAGGCAUGGAAAAAGAGGGAAAAAAGUUCUGUUAACAAUUAACAUUCAUUUGUAUGUUUUACAUAAAUGAGUAAUAUUGUUCAAAUUUGGAACUGUUAUAAGCAUUUCUUUCUCUUGAUUACUCUUUCAUUUUCUUGAUUAUACUCAUUUAAGCAAGAGAAAUUCAUGAUUUUUGUGGUGAUUUUGUCUUCAGAUCUUCUGCUGGUGAAGGCUGCCAGAGGAGAACCUGUUAGUCGGCCACCAGCAAGGAUAAUUUUGUCUUUAUGAUAUAUUUGAGCAUUGUUUGUGUAUUGACAUUUGACAAAUCUGUUUGUGGUAUCAAAUUAUCUUCAAAUCUUACUUUUUGUUUGUGAUUUUUUAGUUGGCAUUGAUGCUUAUAUUUGCAAGUUACUCCAAAACUGCAGGGUUAAGUCGAUUGUGAGGAACAUAGCUAUAUACUUAUUAACAAAUACUUGAACGAAUGAAACUAUAUAAUACUACAUCUUUUCUCUUAGCUUAUUAUGCUAUACUAGUUCAGUUCGUUGUAAUUACUGUGAGGAGCAUAGCUAUAUACUUAUUAUUGCUUAUUAUGCUAUACUAAUUAGUUUAGUGAGAUUGUAUUAUUAUUAGUUAUUAUUGAUGGAUCACGUGAAUUAACCUCAAUUUCUUUUGGUUCAUUAACUCACCUGGUGUGGAACUUCUUAGUUUAUGCAUUUUUAUUUUAACUAAGAGAUUUAUUCUUCCAUGUAGGUAGGUUCUUUCAACCAAAGCACUCUAGCUUCUCAAGCAAAGAACAUGCCUUUGCUCAUUGGGUUCAAAUCAGAACUUUUAUAGCAUGAAGUAUAUACUGUCUUUAAAUUCGCCAGACAAGAUAAAGAUCAGAUUUAAGAUUCUUUGUAGUUCUUUAUGUGGAGCAGUUACCAUUAAAUCCAAGAGAGUCCACUCAAGCUGGGUUACCACACCAACUUUGUUGAAGAAAAAUGAAGAAAUUGUCACCCUUAGGCUAUAGUAUUUUUGUAUUUUGAAAAAUGGUGUUGAUAUAAGUAAAAGUAGUUAUGACCUAAACUAGUAUUAUGUUAUUUUGCAAUGAUGAUAUAUUGUGAUUGUGGAUCUUACAACAAUUUUUGUAAGUCAAA